ACUUGAACGCACGGUAGGAACAGCGGCUUGGAAUGCGGCCGACGCGAUCGGCUCUGCAGUCUGUUCUGCGCGUCCGUGGCGAUGGUUUCGGGGGCGGCGUUAGGCCGUCACGCGAGUGCGUGCUGAGACUGCGUCUGUGCGCAAGCUGUCAAAGUUUCGUGGGCGCGACCUACCUGCCACGAACAAGCCGCUACCGUCGACUUUACUCGCCAGUGAAAGGAUUGCACCGAAACAGGCCAUGACGGACUACGAGCGCAUCAAGCGGUCUUGCCUGAAGCGCGGCGAACUGUGGGAGGACCCGGACUUCCCGGCGACGCAGUCCUCCGUCUUCUACCACCAGACGCCGCCCUUCCAGUUCGUGUGGAAGAGGCCCAAGGAGCUGUCUCCCAGGCCCGUUUUCGUGCACGACGCACCUGCGCAGUUCGAUAUCGUUCCCGGCAAAAUGGGGGACCGGUGGCUCGUGUCGUGCCUGGGCGUGCUGUACCUGAGCAAGGGCCUGUUCUACCGCGUGGUGCCGGCCGACCAGACGUUCGAGCAGUACGCGGGCGUGUUCCGCUUCCGGCUGUGGUGGUGCGGCGAGUGGCUGGAGGUGCUCGUCGACGACCGCCUCCCCACCGUGCACGGCCGCCUCGCCUUCCUGCAGGCGCAGCACUCCGACCAGUUCUGGCCCGGCCUGCUCGAGAAGGCCUACGCCAAACUGCACGGGUCGUACGAGGCGCUCAAGUACGGCACUCUGCUGGACGGGCUGGCCGACCUGACGGGCGGCAUCACCGAGAGCGUCGGCCUGCGCCAGGACGCCACCACGUGCGGCCGCGUGCUCGCCAAGCUGCUCGACAUGACCUCGCUCGUCACCUGCACCGUCCAGCCCGCCACCACGCAGGUCCGGAAUCAAGUUGAAAAGCUUGCAAAUGGGAUACACAUUGGGACCAAUUACCGCUUAUAUGCCAUCGAAAGGGUUGAAACAUUUAAUGGGGAACCAGUGCAACUAGUCCGCCUGCGUAAUCCCCUGGGUCCUGGUGGGGAGUAUGUGGGUGCAUGGGCCAGGGAUUCACCAGAGUGGGAUGAGGUACCACCCAGUGAGAAAGAGCGUCUCAAUGUGCGGCACAUGGGAGAAGGUGAAUUCUGGAUAUCCUAUUCAGAUUUUGUGAAGACAUUUACACACCUGGAGGUUGUCCAUUUGGACAGUGAUACAAGUCGAGAUGAGCCAUCACUUCAUCAUAAAAACACAUGGCAAAUGCGACUUUAUCAGGGCUCUUGGAGGAGAGGAGUAACUGCUGGUGGUUGCCGAAAUAACCCUGACACUUUCCACAUAAAUCCUCAGUUACAUCUCAUAUUGAGUGAGAUGGAAGAAGUUAUAAUUUCUUUGAAUCAACACAGUAUAAUGGAACCAAAGGUCAUAGGAUUUACAGCAUAUUCGUUACCAAAAAACAGCACUGAAACUAUUGGGAAGACAUUUUUUAAGAAAAAUAAAUCCCUUGUGAACUCCCAGUAUACAAACAGCAGACAGGUCAGCCACAGAUGUCAGCUUGAGCAGGGUGGUUACCUUGUAUUACCAACUACUUUUGAACCAAGUCAAGAGUCAAGCUUCACACUAAGGGUUUAUUCCAGCAAACCACUGAAAUUAAAGUUGUUGGACAUUCACCCAUCAUUAGUUAAGUCAGCAAUUAUCAAGGCACCACCCUUACUGGAUGGAAAAAGUUUCAGCCAAUAUGAAGCUGUCUUUCUUCAGUUGGCUGAUGAGCAUCGGACUGUUAAUGCAUUUGAAUUACAAGAGCUGUUAGAUGCUUGCUUACCAAAUGAUUACAUCAAGAGCUGUGCUUGUAUGGAAGUAUGCAGACAAGUAGUUCUUACACUAGAUACAUCGGGUAGUGGAAGAUUGAAAUUCAAUGAUUUUAAAGAUCUCAUGUGCAGCUUAAAAUACUGGCAGAUAGCCUUUAAGAACCACACAAAGGAAAAAACUGGAAUAUUAAAGGCAGAAAGGCUAAGGGAUGCCCUUUUGGAAGUUGGUUUCCAACUUAACACAGAUGUUCUUUCAAUUUUAAUUCUUCGCUACAUGAGAAAGGAUGGAACUUUGCGAUUCGGUGAUUUUGUGUCAGCUAUUCUUCAUCUCACUGUGGCAUUUAAUGUUUUUGAAUCAAAGGAUCCUUUGCAGAAUGGAAGUAUUAAACUAAGCCUUGCAGAGUGGCUGAAGACGUCUUUAAUGUGCUAACACACAGAAAGCUGCACUAUCAUCUUGCUCAAUGAAAUUGACCAUGACGUGUGAAUUCUUUAGUCUUGUUCUUAGCUAGACUGAGCUUAGAGCUCAUUGUUAUAGUUAGGUCAGCUGAAACUGAUUGUGAUUAUUUCGAAAGUUCAGAUAUCUAUAUGUGUACAUAUUUUUUUACAACAUUGAAUGUAUAUUUUUUAAUAAUUGUACAUAUACAGUCAUAAACAUGUGUAUGUGUGUGCAUAUAUACAUAUAUAUUUUUCCUCAAUUUCUCAGUUUUUGUUGCAAUUCUUGAUUAGCAAGAGUACUUCUCUUAUACUUGAAUUUAUUUUUGUCUUUUGACCAUUAGUAGAACUUCUUCAUAGAGAUAUGACUUUAAAAUAAAGAUCAGGUAUGGUACGUCAAACUGUAUAUUCCAUGCUUCUUUCAUAGUUGUGAGGACUAGAACAUACACUUCUGCAGGCAGUACUAAAUUUUUAGAACGCGUAACAGUGUCCCGUGCAAUAACAUGCACACUAUCUCUUUUUCACACCCAGCUGCUGCCCCAGUAUCUGAUGUCUUUUUGUAUAUCAUUACAUUUUUGCUACAAAUACUGUAAAUUGCAAUAAUAAAUCAUGUGCAUAUUAUAUUCUAAGUUUUCCCCGCCCUUACAGCUGUGUACUCAUUGUUAUCAUAUACAUAGGUUUUUUAGCUAAUUAUUUAUGCCUUUGCCAGUCUGUGAGCAUCAUAUAGGCCUAUUUCAUAUUUCAUUUUCAUUGUAUGUAUCUAUUCAUCUCCUUAAAUAUUAUAACUGAUUUCUUGAAUGCUAUAAUCUUUAGCAUGAUUUAUAGAUACUUCAUUUGUUUCUAUCUUUCUUAAAAAAUUAAUUUGUUUCUAAAAGGUGCAGACCUUGUGACAUUGACUGACAUUUUGCCUCAUUUAGUAAUUGAUAUUGUGUUCUGUUUAGCAAUAUCAUUUUGCUUAUUUAUGUUAAUAUCACUUGGGAUAUGCUACUGAAAAAAUUUCCAAAAUAUACCUUCAUGUAAAAAAUAAGCACACAAUUAUAAAAUAAAAUCAUGCUGAGAAUGUUUGAUUUCUGUACUAAGAAGCAUUAUGGUGACUCUUUAGAAUGAAAUUACUAUUAGUAUCUAUAGAACAGCAGUAUUUUGUACUUUUAAAUUCUCCAUUGUGCACUAGAUCAGGGAAAAAGAGAAUACCUUGAGCUUUUGACAAAGCAUUUCUUUUUCUCUGAACCACAGAUAUAAAGUACCUCAUUAGUCAAGCAUAAUUUACCAUUUGUAUCAUUAACAUUCCAGUGUCAAUAUAAACUGUAAAGUGAUGUUAAAAAGUGCAGUAUGUUUUCAUGGAUAGCCACCUUAAAAUCUAACUUUUUCAGUCCUUGGUACCACAAUUUAUAAAUGUACAAAACUCAGUAUGAGAUACGAUGUACAAAUUUUAUGUGAUUUAUAUUUUUUAAUGGAACUUGUGAUUUUCACCAAUAACUGUAAGUGUUGAGUAUGUAAAAACCUAAAAUUUGUAUUAUAUUUUAUACAGAAUAUUUUUGCAAAAAUUUGUAAAUAAUGUGUUAUGCCUUUGAAAUUAAUUUGUAAAUAAAAUAAUAAAAGACAACAGUAAUUAAUGGAAUGGCUCAAA
Molecule: messenger RNA, 3838 nt
Organism: Schistocerca gregaria
Lineage: Eukaryota; Metazoa; Arthropoda; Insecta; Orthoptera; Acrididae
Gene: CalpC
Product: calpain-C
Exons: 18
Coding region: 239-2209 (656 amino acids)
Biological process (GO): proteolysis
Cellular component (GO): cytoplasm
Molecular function (GO): calcium-dependent cysteine-type endopeptidase activity; calcium ion binding
Source: RefSeq, a predicted model, not a curated record